CUUUUCAUUCCUUUCCUCUUUCUUUCCACUGGAAAUUAUUACUUUGCACUAGUUUUUCUGGUCCUAUGUGAAAGCAGCUUUCCAUUAACUCUGGAAUUUCUCCAUUUUUCAGUGGUCAAAUGUGCCUAUCCAUACGUUGAAAAUGGAGUGAUAGUCUCAGGACAUGGAACAAAAUUUUACUACAAAGCAACGAUUGUAUAUAGUUGCAUUGAGGGUUUUAAGCUUAAUGGCAGCAACACAAUUGUCUGUGGUGCGAACAGUACUUGGGAGCCUGAGAUACCAACAUGUAUUAAAGAGUCAACUACUCCUAGUACCCAGCCUCCAAUUUCCAAUGCCUCAGUGUCAACUCCUCCCAGUUCCCAACCUCCAAUUUCCAGUGACUCAGCAGAAGCAAGAGACAAGAGGAAGAGAGGAAGAGCAUUAGCCUGGGCAGACUGCACUCAGGGUCCCAGUGUGGCUCUGCUCACUAAAAUUCCAAGCCUACUCAUACAACUAUGACUCUGGGGUCAAGUCAUCCAGGUUCAGGAGUUCUUUAUUCUACAUAUAUUGCUUAGAACUUUUUAGGGUGAUGAGUGAAAAAUGAUGUCACAUAUUAAUUUGCAUUUAUUUAAUUAUCAAUGAAGCUGAGCUUUUUUCAUCUACAGUUAUUUGUUCAUGUCCUUUUUUCAUUUUUCUAUUUGGUUUCUAAAAUAUUUCUUGUUGAUUUGUCA
Molecule: messenger RNA, 710 nt
Organism: Aethalodelphis obliquidens (Pacific white-sided dolphin)
Lineage: Eukaryota; Metazoa; Chordata; Mammalia; Artiodactyla; Delphinidae
Product: membrane cofactor protein-like
Exons: 5
Source: RefSeq, a predicted model, not a curated record